ACGUCAAUCAUUGCGGAUCACGGAUCACAUUAGAAAUACGCCUGCCUAGCAGUCAGCUGUAGUGGCUCGAGUCCAGUGGCGAGACAGCAGACGUACAACAAACGAACUACGCAAGCUAUUCUGUCUAUUUUCAAUCCUGAUCUUUAGGCACCAUUAUUCUUAGCAAUAUUCUUCCCUAAUGAUUUUCCACAAAUCUUGUAUCUCAAUCUACAGUUUUACAUAGUAGAAGUCUUUCGUUUGUUCUCUCAUUUACACACAAUCAAACCCCACCAUUUGCAUCAUGCCUCCUUUUAACCAUCCUGCCGUCUCAGUCGGCGUCAUCGCCCUUUCGGUCGCCGUCGCAGCUGCCAUAGCGGUUUACGAAUCACCUGAGCUACAGCGCAUGGCGAACGAUCUUCGACGCAGAAUCGCUAUAGCUCUCCACGCUCUCGGCGACAGCGUUACCCCUCAAGAACGAGAGAACCUUUUCAAUAGACCCGAAGAUGCCGAAGGAUUCUUCCGAUCCCGGGGAGUUGAUAUAAACGCCGAUGGUGACAUGGGUGUCGAUGCCGACGAUGAGACCCGCCGACGACAACGAGAAGAAUUAAUGUAUUGGAAUGCCCUGCGCGAGGAGAAGAGAGCUCAGGAACAAGGCGACCCAGAGAAAUUUGGAGGUUCACGGCCGCGAGGCUCGAGUUUUGACGAUUUUCUCCGGGAGGACGGCAAUGCUGAGAAGGGUACCUACGUUUUUCAGACAGGAUUAGAAGCCCAGAACAAUGAAGGACUUCGACGACGUGGAGACGGAGCUCGAGGUUUAUCUCAAUCUAUCUACACGAACCCCUUCUCUGACGAGCACGGAAUCGACGAGAACAUUGCCUUCGAGAACAGUUUAAUGGAUCCCGAGCGAGAUGAAAUCGAAUCGGAUAUCUACAGUGCCAGCACACAGCUCGGUACGAAGGACACCACGCCUCAAUCCGCAACCCUGUUACCAUCUCCCGCUAUUACUGCUGCCGCUGCCGCUUCCGCCACCCAGCUAGUCGAGACUGAGGAUCACACAUCUGCCACCCCGUCAGCGCCUGCCGAACCUUCCGAACGAGAACUUGGCCCUGAUGAAUAUAUGACCGCCGGACAGGAGGACUCCCACGAUGCUUACAGCUCUAUUCAGGCUUGGGCUCAUGACGCUUCAACCGCCAGCUUCUACUCGCCUCUACCAGUUUCUCCCGCCGAACCCAUGUCUGAGCCAGAGCUUAUCAGCGAUGGUAUGCUGACACCAACGGACUCUGCUUCGCUGGCAGGUUCUGGGGAGGAUGUUGGAGAGGCUGUAUCUGCAGUGUCAUGGACUGGAAGUCGACCUUACGAUGUGAUGAGCGACGAUGAGGGUAUGAUGACCCCAGCAAGCUGGACCGAGGUCGGAAGCGUGGUGAGCGAGAGCGAGGCCGGCAUCGCCGGCGCAGUGCACCAUUAAUAUCGGUGGUUCUCUUCUUGUUUCAUCUUCGAUACCGCAGGUUUUCAUGGCAUGGCGUCUUGGUUAGGGAUUUGGACUCGAGGUAACAGGAUCAGCAUUGGACAAAUGGGCUAGGCAUCCCGACAAUGGAGCCAUUACUUUGUUUUUUUAUUUGGUUCUU
This is a messenger RNA of Annulohypoxylon truncatum, 1604 nucleotides long. RefSeq lists its product as uncharacterized. The transcript has a single exon. The record is from RefSeq and is a predicted model, not a curated record. NCBI's taxonomy places the organism in Eukaryota, Fungi, Ascomycota, Sordariomycetes, Xylariales, Hypoxylaceae. The coding region runs from base 281 to 1444 and encodes 387 amino acids.